AAUCUCGAGUCCCCGAUUCCAAAGCGUCAACGGCUGUUCAUGGAACACCGCCAUCGCUUCGUGGAUCCUCUAUUCCGACGCCGGCGCCUGAAGUAUAUGGAGAGACUCACUACGGGGAAGACGAAACCAAAGGAGAGGAAAUACCACGGUUAUUAUAUAGUUCAUCCGGACAACAAGAAGAGAUGGCCGUCGAAUCUGGG
Molecule: messenger RNA, 200 nt
Organism: Perkinsus marinus ATCC 50983
Lineage: Eukaryota; Perkinsozoa; Perkinsida; Perkinsidae
Exons: 2
Source: RefSeq, a predicted model, not a curated record